This is a messenger RNA of Spodoptera frugiperda (fall armyworm), 4579 nucleotides long. It is a transcript of the gene nsl1, whose product is annotated as KAT8 regulatory NSL complex subunit 1. NCBI's taxonomy places the organism in Eukaryota, Metazoa, Arthropoda, Insecta, Lepidoptera, Noctuidae. The record is from RefSeq and is a predicted model, not a curated record. The coding region runs from base 508 to 2961 and encodes 817 amino acids. Gene Ontology annotation, cellular component: NSL complex. Gene Ontology annotation, molecular function: histone acetyltransferase binding. The transcript is spliced from 12 exons.
AAAAUAAAAAAACAUAGCGUAAUUCAAAAUAAUAACUGUAUCCUAAUAAUUAGAUAGUAAAACUUCUGACGAAGUCACUUGCUCAGAUAGUAUCUUGGUAAAUAUUUUUAUCCAUACUUACACUUCUCUUUCCCCAUUCCCUUUUCCCUCUCUAUUAUCGUCGUUGGUCGUUGCGUGUAAGGAUAUAAGUAGCUGCAAAAUGUGGGUUAAAAAACAACCCCUACUAUACUGCAACUUGCAAGCACAAGAUAUAUCAUCAAUGUUCACAGUAUCAGAGAAGCGCGCCGAGUCGCUGACGGCCCGCCGUUCUAUUUGGCUCCUAAUGGAACCGGCAGGGGACUAACUGCAUGGACAAUGGUGGUCAAAAACUGUGUUUUAGUGAAACUGAGUGUAGUGCCAGUGCUGUGAACUCUUUAUUAGUGUUACAUAAGGUCGCAAUGAACUGUAGAAGAAGCCCGCCCUGACGCGGCUAGCGCGCCAGCGUCCGCGGCGGGCGAGGUGCAGGUCAUGGCACCAGCAUUGUCUAUAGCAUCCCGAGAGCCGCACAUCCACGACUCUAAUUUGUUUGGAGAAAUAGAGCGGCCACUGAGUCAACGAAGGCGGGCGCUUGCGUCCGUCGAUAACCUCGCACGUAUGGAUGAGGAUGACAUGGGACCACAGAAUCAGCCUAGUCUCGCUAAAGACUCUCAAGAGAUGGAGCAGAUUUUGGUUGAUUUGGGAAACAGUGAUCUUGAGCAACAAGGUGAUUUGCUCCAAGCUAUAAAAACACUAGAAACUGGUGGUGACACACUUUCUGGAGGAGAAGCCUUAUCUACUGAUGACCCAGAAGCAAUCUUUCCUCUAUCUGGAUUUGAGUUGGCAGAGCCCGCAGAUUCAGAGGGAGAUGCUAUGGAAGAGAAGAUCAAAGCGAUGCAGCUGCGACUUGAGAGAAGAUGUUCUUUCUUACAGAGGAGAUUAAGAAUAUUACAGGCUCGUGCUAUUGGGAAAAAAGUAUCUGAGGAAGCGGCUCAGUCUUUUGAGAAAUGUACACGAGGUGUCCGCAAAGACAGUGGUGGUGGUAGACCAGUGGGCUUGAAAACAUUUUUAAAAACUGUAGAGACAACUUCUGCAUUACAAGCUAGUGCAGCAUCAAGGACAGUAGUUGGUCCUAAGUACUAUAAUCCUGGAACAUCUAAAGGUGAUGCAUCAAAGUCUGCGAGUAUUGGCAUACCAUCUGGUACACUGACAGGCUUGGAAGAUACUGCAGGAGCACUGCGUUCACACCUAUCAGUGGUUAAACACGAGCUGGACUCUGAUGCCACUCUGUCAUCAUCAGGAGCUGAGAGUAAUGAUGAAGCUGUCACCUACAAUAACCCUCAUCAACAGCCGAUGCCAAUUGAGAAACGCGCGCUCUGGUCGUGGCAACGCUCCCGUGCGUCGAUUGCUUCUCGCUGGUGCUGGUUGCAAGCCCAAGUUCAGGAGUUAGAGUAUAGGAUCAGGCAACAUAAUGAACUGCACAAACAGGUCCGUGAAGCUAAAGGACGAGUGGAGUUUGAAGGCGAACCAGCCGCGUAUGAAGGUUCCCUGCCGGGCUCUGAGCUGCCUGAUGACCAUCCUUCGCACGAGACUUGUGCUCGCGUGCGUCCGCUGCGACGGGAGACCUUCAAGAAGAGGAAACUACUGCAAAUGCAUAAUCUACACAUUGCCACGCAGAAGGCUGCUCGACCAUCAGAUAUCAAGUGCAGUUGUGAGCAAGGCUUGGAGAGUUGUGCAGUGUGCACAGGCCGCGCUGAGCCGACCCAGCCUGCCCCACCCUUCAGUACUGUGCCGCCUCGGCUACGCAUUGCCGCCGUCGACCCUGGCUUCCAUCCUGUGCUUAGUGAUAUCAAAGACAUGUCCCCGUCGCUGCACAUGUCUGCGCUGGCGAGCCGCGCGUGGUUCCGUCCCCGCGCGGGGCGCGCGUGGCGCGGGGCUCACUCGGCUCACUCCACGCAGUCGCCACACGCGGGGCACGCCACGCACGCCUCGCACGCGCCACACGCGAGCCACGCACCACACUCGCAGGCCGCGACCACCUCGGGCCGCGCGCAGUCCACCUCCAAUACGCACACGCCAAAGUCUCUCAAACGGCAUCCCACACGAUUGAAAAGGGGUCGACCACCACUAACGAAAAAAGUAAAGGAGAGAGAAAGAGAUGAAGAAACUUCUACAGCUGGCCAUGAAAGGACCCGAGGCCGGUCGAGUACGGAGUCUCGGUCGUGGCGACGACAGUCGUACGACAUCGACAACAUCGUCAUACCACAGAGCGUGGCUGCCAACACGCGCCCGCAGAUACUCACCUACAAGGAGAUUAUUACACCCAAAUGGCGAGUGCUAGAAAUUCCGGAAGCACCGUUAAACAAUGGCGUUAUGAAGACAAAUCGUCAAAUGUCAAUCGAGAGUGAGGAGGAAGACGUGUCGGAGGCGGCGGUGUCCCUCCGCCAUCGGCGCGCAGAGAGCCGCGAGCGGGCGCGCUAUGUACGCAAGCGCCGCGCGCGCCGCGACCAACAAGACGCCACCGGGGACGCGGCCGACACGCGCGACACUCGCGACACUCGCGACACUCGCGACUCACGCGACGCACGCGACACACUGGACGCGCGCGUGUCGCCGGCCGCCACGCCUGUACACGACCCGCCGCCGCCGCCGCGACAACCCACGCCGCCGCAACACGAGACAGUGAGACCGUACACGCCGCGCCAGUUCCCGCUGGCGGACGAGCAGUACCAGCACAUGGUGGCGAGCAUGCCGAGCGGGUUCCACGCGAGCCGCUCGGCCACGCCGUCGCUGCCGUCGCCCGCGCCGCCCGACGCGCCCGACAGCGACUCCACCAGCACGCUGUCGCCGGCCGAGCACAGCGUCUUCGACGGCGACGACCCGGACGACGCCGAGUGGGACCCGCAUGCUGAGCGAGCUGAACGUCGGAAGUCCUCGUUUAGAUGAAUCGACCAUUCUACCGCACCACCGGUCUUACAUUGUCUCAGAAGUCGCCACUACUUCUGUCUAGCUCUGUAGCAGUAACUCCUCGACUCUGCCUCUAAAGAUAUUCGUAGCAGAUAAAGGAGAAAAGCUUUAAGGGCUGUUUGCCUAUGUAAUAAAUAAUUUACUUUUUAAUUGCUGUCACAUUUGGUCCAUGGACUCGCCCAUGAUUUAUAGAUCAUACUAUUCCUAAGUUUGGUCUUUGCAUUUUAUCAUAAAUACACAUAAGUAAUAUUUUUAUGUAAUUGGAUGUUAGCAGGCACCAUUAUGAUAAUAGUAAUUUGUUCACUUACUGUUGAGAAAGUUUGAUAAUUAUAAAUGUAACAGUUACCUUCAGUAAACAGUUGAUGUUGAUGGCUAUGUCUAUUCAGAACAGUAGGUUAUAUUUUUAUUAUAAUAUAAUUCAGUAAGUGAUUUAAAACAUAGUAAAAGUAAGAUCUAAAUUUAAUUAAUUGGUCUAAUAUUAAUGGAAUAUAAAUUGACUUGUAUUUACACAGCAUUGCACAUAUACAUUACUGCUACUAGUACUUCAGUAUUCUUGUAAAAAUGUAUAAAGUGGUGAUGAAGUAAGUUCAAGAUACAUACUACUAUAAAAGCAUGAAGAGCGCCCGUUGUACAAUAUGGAGAUGUGCAAGAUGCACUAAAUGCACUUGAUUACAAAAUUUAUUGAUCUUUAUUGUAUGUUAACGUUACUUUAUGUGAAAUGAGGUAUUGUUCUGUUGUAAAAAGACGUGCGAACUGAUGUAUUAAUAAAACAGUAGCUUUUGUAGUUUACUGAUGCAAGUGAGCGUACCAUAACAUUCCCUUCAGUUCAAAUAAUGUUAUUGUACAUGUUAAAUUUAAUUUAACGACUAUUUGUAUUCAUUGCAAGAUUUGAAUGCCGCUUGAUUAAACUUGUCAUGAGACAGGAUUUAUAUGAAUGUGUUCCCCUUACAUUUUGUCUACAUUUAAGUUUGAUGAUAAAGCUUUUCUAUUUUAAUAUUAAUAAUGCCCAAUUAUUGUCGCCAAGCGUAUGUAAAUAUUGUCUAAUGUUACUCGGGCACUGAUUAGAAACUUAUAGACUGGCUAUAAAAUAAUUAUUUGAAUCUCUGUAAGAGUAUGAAUUUGAUGUUUCAAGCCUUCAGUUUUGCUUAUUAGGAAAUGUCUGGUUUUAGUUUACAUUUACCAUUGGUAAACAUUAUUUUUGUCACGCAUAAAACAUUGGUGUAUUUGAAAAGUGGAUUGUGUAUAUAGUUGGGUCUAUGAGACAGAAAAUUGACUGAGUAUAUAACAUAAGAUAGGAGACUAUUUCACUUAGUUUUCUGUCACCAAUAGUUAUGUAACUCUCGUGGUUAUAUGUUUAUUUGAAAUAAUAAUAUUCUUGUAAUUUAUCAGAGUGUAUGUUGUUGAGACUGCUUGGCUGAUGGUAUACAUACAUAAUUAUUGUGAAGGUGAAUGUAAAAUUUAAUGAAGUUUGUUCAAUUUUCUUGAGAAGCCAAAGUCUUCUGGUUAUUUGUAAUUAAUUGAAGUAUGUAGUUAAGUUUUUUUUAAGGUGACUCUGUUCCAAAGAGUGGAUUGAGAAAUAUAGAAUUAAACAGUCAAA